AUUUCAGUCUCCUGCCAGCUGCCGGCGGCGGCUCAUUCGGGAAGGAGGAGCAGGGAGCCGGGCCCAGAGCUGUCACCCAGGGUUGGGAGGGAACGCAGAGCCCGCCUGCCCGCUGAGCUCCCCUUCCUGUCCCAAGUGCUCAGCCAUACCCCAGCUCCCAGGAACCAGGGAGAGGCUGGUGGUCGGAUGCCCCUCUAGAGCAGAGCUGGGCCUGCAGCUCUAGGGCCUCCCUGCCCCUCCUGCCGCCAGGAGUGCCCAGGCCGGAUGAGGCACUUCCCUACAGUGUGGGUCCCAUCGGCAGUGGCCUGAGGGAACCUGUGCUGUGCGGGCUGCCCGACCACCUUCCCUUCGGCCUGCUCCCCGCCUCUGGCGGCCCCCUCCCUGGCAUGCUGCUGGUGCCCAAGGCUCAGGGGCUCGUGGAGAUGCUGCAGACCAUCUAUGAGACAGAAUCCUGUUUCUCAGCAGAUGGGAUGUCAGGCCGGGAACCAUCCUUGGAAAUCCUGCCGCGGACUUCUCUGCACAGCAUCCCUGUGACAGUGGGGAGAAGACAGAGAGCCAGAAGAGCUGGGAUUAAGCCCUGGGUCCUCCAUCUCCUUUCCAGGUGACCUUGGACAAGUCUCUUCCUUCUCUGGCCUCACUUUCCUCCCUCUGAAAACAGGGGGAAUUGAGUUGCUGGUCUUCAGGCCUUUCCUUCCCUGACACUCUAAGGGUCUCUGAGUGGAGGUGAAGCCGGUGCUGCCAAGAGCCAUGCCCAGUUCCAUGGGGGGUGGGGGUGGAGGCAGCCCCAGCCCUGUGGAGCUACGGGGGGCUCUGGUGGGCUCUGUGGACCCCACACUGCGGGAGCAGCAACUGCAGCAGGAGCUCCUGGCGCUCAAGCAGCAGCAGCAGCUGCAGAAGCAGCUCCUGUUCGCUGAGUUCCAGAAACAGCAUGACCACCUGACAAGGCAGCAUGAAGUCCAGCUGCAGAAGCACCUCAAGCAGCAGCAGGAGAUGCUGGCAGCCAAGCAGCAGCAGGAGAUGCUGGCAGCCAAGCGGCAGCAGGAGCUGGAGCAGCAGCGGCAGCGGGAGCAGCAGCGGCAGGAAGAGCUGGAGAAGCAGCGGCUGGAGCAGCAGCUGCUCAUCCUGCGGAACAAGGAGAAGAGCAAAGAGAGUGCCAUUGCCAGCACCGAGGUAAAGCUGAGGCUCCAGGAAUUCCUCUUGUCGAAGUCAAAGGAGCCCACACCAGGCGGCCUCAACCAUUCCCUCCCACAGCACCCCAAAUGCUGGGGAGCCCACCAUGCUUCUUUGGACCAGAGUUCCCCUCCCCAGAGCGGCCCCCCUGGGACGCCUCCCUCCUACAAACUGCCUUUGCCUGGGCCCUACGACAGUCGAGACGACUUCCCCCUCCGCAAAACAGCCUCUGAACCCAACUUGAAAGUGCGUUCAAGGCUAAAACAGAAGGUGGCCGAGCGGAGAAGCAGUCCCCUCCUGCGUCGCAAGGAUGGGACUGUUAUUAGCACCUUUAAGAAGAGAGCUGUUGAGAUCACAGGUGCCGGGCCUGGGGCGUCGUCCGUGUGUAACAGCGCACCCGGCUCCGGCCCCAGCUCUCCCAACAGCUCCCACAGCACCAUCGCUGAGAAUGGCUUUACUGGCUCAGUCCCCAACAUCCCCACUGAGAUGCUCCCUCAGCACCGAGCCCUCCCUCUGGACAGCUCCCCCAACCAGUUCAGCCUCUACACGUCUCCUUCUCUGCCCAACAUCUCCCUAGGGCUGCAGGCCACGGUCACUGUCACCAACUCACACCUCACUGCCUCCCCGAAGCUGUCGACACAGCAGGAGGCCGAGAGGCAGGCCCUCCAGUCCCUGCGGCAGGGUGGCACGCUGACAGGCAAGUUCAUGAGCACAUCCUCUAUUCCUGGCUGCCUGCUGGGCGUGGCACUGGAGGGCGACGGGAGCCCCCACGGGCAUGCCUCCCUGCUGCAGCAUGUGCUGUUGCUGGAGCAGGCCCGGCAGCAGAGUACCCUCAUUGCUGUGCCACUCCACGGGCAGUCCCCACUAGUGACGGGUGAACGUGUGGCCACCAGCAUGCGGACGGUAGGCAAGCUCCCGCGGCAUCGGCCCCUGAGCCGCACUCAGUCCUCACCGCUGCCGCAGAGUCCCCAGGCCCUGCAGCAGCUGGUCAUGCAACAACAGCACCAGCAGUUCCUGGAGAAGCAGAAGCAGCAGCAGCUACAGCUGGGCAAGAUCCUCACCAAGACAGGGGAGCUGCCCAGGCAGCCCACCACCCACCCUGAGGAGACAGAGGAGGAGCUGACAGAGCAGCAGGAGGUCUUGCUGGGGGAGGGAGCCCUGACCAUGCCCCGGGAGGGCUCCACAGAGAGUGAGAGCACACAGGAAGACCUGGAGGAGGAGGACGAGGAAGAGGAUGGGGAGGAGGAGGAGGAUUGCAUCCAGGUUAAGGACGAGGAGGGCGAGAGUGGUGCUGAGGAGGGGCCCGACUUGGAGGAGCCUGGUGCUGGAUACAAAAAACUGUUCUCAGAUGCCCAGCCGCUGCAGCCUUUGCAGGUGUACCAGGCGCCCCUCAGCCUGGCCACUGUGCCCCACCAGGCCCUGGGCCGUACCCAGUCCUCCCCUGCUGCCCCUGGGGGCAUGAAGAGCCCCCCAGACCAGCCCGUCAAGCACCUCUUCACCACAGGUGUGGUCUACGACACGUUCAUGCUAAAGCACCAGUGCAUGUGCGGGAACACACACGUGCACCCUGAGCAUGCUGGCCGGAUCCAGAGCAUCUGGUCCCGGCUGCAGGAGACAGGCCUGCUUAGCAAGUGCGAGCGGAUCCGAGGUCGCAAAGCCACGCUAGAUGAGAUCCAGACAGUGCACUCUGAAUACCACACCCUGCUCUAUGGGACCAGUCCCCUCAACCGGCAGAAGCUAGACAGCAAGAAGUUGCUCGGCCCCAUCAGCCAGAAGAUGUAUGCUGUGCUGCCUUGUGGGGGCAUCGGGGUGGACAGUGACACCGUGUGGAAUGAGAUGCACUCCUCCAGUGCUGUGCGCAUGGCAGUGGGCUGCCUGCUGGAGCUGGCCUUCAAGGUGGCUGCAGGAGAGCUCAAGAAUGGAUUUGCCAUCAUCCGGCCCCCAGGACACCACGCCGAGGAAUCCACAGCCAUGGGAUUCUGCUUCUUCAACUCUGUAGCCAUCACCGCAAAACUCCUACAGCAGAAGUUGAACGUGGGCAAGGUCCUCAUCGUGGACUGGGACAUUCACCAUGGCAAUGGCACCCAGCAGGCGUUCUACAAUGACCCCUCUGUGCUCUACAUCUCUCUGCAUCGCUAUGACAACGGGAACUUCUUUCCAGGCUCUGGGGCUCCUGAAGAGGUUGGUGGAGGACCAGGCGUGGGGUACAAUGUGAACGUGGCAUGGACAGGAGGUGUGGACCCCCCCAUUGGAGACGUGGAGUACCUUACAGCCUUCAGGACAGUGGUGAUGCCCAUUGCCCACGAGUUCUCACCUGAUGUGGUCCUAGUCUCCGCCGGGUUUGAUGCUGUUGAAGGACAUCUGUCUCCUCUGGGUGGCUACUCUGUCACCGCCAGAUGUUUUGGCCACUUGACCAGGCAGCUGAUGACCCUGGCAGGGGGCCGGGUGGUGCUGGCCCUGGAGGGAGGCCAUGACUUGACCGCCAUCUGUGAUGCCUCUGAGGCUUGUGUCUCGGCUCUGCUCAGUGUAGAGCUGCAGCCCUUGGAUGAGGCAGUCUUGCAGCAAAAGCCCAACAUCAACGCAGUGGCCACGCUAGAGAAAGUCAUCGAGAUCCAGAGCAAACACUGGAGCUGUGUGCAGAAGUUCGCCGCUGGUCUGGGCCGGUCCCUGCGAGAGGCCCAAGCAGGUGAGACCGAGGAGGCCGAGACUGUGAGCGCCAUGGCCUUGCUGUCGGUGGGGGCCGAGCAGGCCCAGGCUGCGGCAGCCCGGGAACACAGCCCCAGGCCGGCAGAGGAGCCCAUGGAGCAGGAGCCUGCCCUGUGACGCCCCGGCCCCCAUCCCUCUGGGCUUCACCAUUGUGAUUUUGUUUAUUUUUUCUAUUAAAAACAAAAAGUCACACAUUCAA
Pan troglodytes (chimpanzee) is the source of this 4075-nucleotide messenger RNA. It is a transcript of the gene HDAC5, whose product is annotated as histone deacetylase 5. Gene Ontology annotation, molecular function: histone deacetylase activity. The record is from RefSeq and is a predicted model, not a curated record. The transcript is spliced from 26 exons. Lineage: Eukaryota; Metazoa; Chordata; Mammalia; Primates; Hominidae. The coding region runs from base 748 to 3993 and encodes 1081 amino acids. Gene Ontology annotation, biological process: negative regulation of transcription by RNA polymerase II.